Ectocarpus siliculosus is the source of this 2398-nucleotide messenger RNA. The record is from the annotation of a GenBank genome assembly. Lineage: Eukaryota; Phaeophyceae; Ectocarpales; Ectocarpaceae.
AUGGGUGGCGCGAGCAGUCGCAACGGUCGGGGAGGGGGCGCGGAUGGGUCUGGUGGGGGGUACGAGGUGGUGGAACGCGAGGAGCCGUUGUUGCGCGAGGGGGGACCCGAGGAGCAGAACGAUGAGAGCAUGGCGGCCGGCCUGCUUUGGAGCGCAGGCGACAACCCCUCCUUACGGUUGGGGGGAGACUCCUCGUUAGGCCCCGCGUUCGGGCAGCACGGUAGGUCCGGCAGCGUACAGAACAACGGUGGCGAGGGACUCUCGGAUCGGAACAGUUACAGGGGUAGGGGUGGCGGCGGCGGCGGCGGCGGGGGGGGGUGCUGCACCGUAUCGGGGAGACCGCUGGUGUACCUCUGCGCGGCUUGCUCGUCGCUGUGCUCAAUUCUGCUGGGCUACGACGUCGGGGUCAUGUCGGGGGCUAAGGAGUUCAUCCGGCCCGACUUGGGCCUCUCGACCGUGCAGAACGAGGUAAUGGUAGGGUCGCUCAACAUCGUGGCGGCGUUCGGAGGUCUCGUCGCGGGGAAAGCGGCGGACCGUCUCGGGCGGAAGCCGACGACGGCUCUGGCGUGCGUCGUGUUCAUCACCGGAGCUACCAUGAUGACCUUGAGCCACACGUUCUGGUUCCUGCUUCUUGGCAGGGUGGUGACGGGAAUCGGGGUGGGAUGCGCCAUGGUGAUCGCUCCUGUGUACAUCACUGAGCUGGCCCCGCCUGACGUCCGCGGCAUGCUGGUGUCGCUGACUGAUAUCUGCAUCAACGUGGGGAUCGUGUUUGGCUACGCUGCGAGCCUGCUGUGCUCGGACGUGUUCAACUCCGACUCCGCCAAGUGGCGCUCCAUGAUCGGCAUCGGCAUGCUGCCGCCCCUCCUCAUCCUGGCGUGCCUCUCUCUCAUGCCCGAGUCGCCCCGAUGGCUCGUUGCCGCGGGAAGGAACGCGGACGCUCUGCACGUCCUCAAGAGGGUAAUGGACGACGAAGACGAUGCGGAGAGCACCCUGCAGACCAUCUCGGACGCCACUACCACCACCGAGGCUACGUGGAGGGACGUUCUGGCGCCUAGCGACCGGACGGUGAAGGCGGCCAUGGUCCUGGGGAUCGGCCUAGGAUUCUGGCAACAAGCCAGCGGGAGUGAGGCGGCGGUCUACUAUACGCCGGAAGUGCUCAAGGAUAAGGGAUGGGCCAACCGGGCGAUCUUAAGGGGAAACAUGGGCGUGGGCGGUUUCAAGCUGCUCGGAGAGGUCGUAGCCUUCAUGCUGCUCGACAGAAUCGGAAGACGUCCGCUCUUUCUCGUUAGCAGCGUGCUGGUGACGCUCUGCCUGCUGAUGGUCGGCUUCGCAUUCCUUCUCAACUGGACGAGCAUGCUUACCCUGUUCUGGCUGUGCAUGUUCAUGUUUACCUUUUCGCUUGGGCUGGGGCCCGUGACGUUCGUGGUGGCCUCCGAGAUUUUCCCGGUGGCCAUCAGGGGCAAGGCGAUGUCGGUCGUGAUCUUUGUUAACCGCAUGAUGAGCGGGGUGAUCGCUCUGUCGUACCAGAGCAUGUCAGAGGCCAUGACGCCGGAGGGAUCCUUCUACUUCUUCGCGGCGCUGUCUGCCAUCUCCGUCGCCUUCUACUAUUUCUGGGUGCCCGAAACACGUGGGAGGACUCUGGAAGAAAUCACCGCCGACCUGGGGUCAUCACUGCCCCCCACCGUACCUGGGCCUAGAGCUGGCCCAGCGAACGGAGGGCCUCGACACGUGCCAUUGGCUCGAGACGACGAAGAGGAAGUCUACUGAGGCCACGUUGGCGAGGACUGAGAAGGCCCUUUUGUGAGACGCGGCGGUGUUUCCAGAACAACCACGGAGGCGUUCUGCUGGGGGCGGAACGAGCAGAAGCGUCCGCCAUAUGCGGUGCUGGGAGGAGACAGCGAGCAGGCCAAACCUUUGCUACAUUUUUGUGUUGUCUUACCUGCGUGGCCACUGUUGUUUUCGCGGAAAAAGGCAGCAUCCUACCCGUCUUGUACACACUUGAUUUCUUGGUUUUCUUUUCUUGUUUCUACCGACGUGGGUGCGUUUCGUGCAGGCGUUCCUGCGAAUUUUGUCCUGUGGGUCGUGUUGUCUGCAGUCAACGAUCGGGCGCACAGCUGUGGUUUUGUUUUUGCUUUACCAUGUGUUGUUGGCGGUGUAGUCUAAGAUACUUGUGCCGCGCAGACCUCUUUCGACUGCGCGAUGGCUGGUGCGAGAGCGCUAGAAUUAGCGAGAUGGACCGAGGUGGCAUGCAUGCCUAUCAGCAAGUCGGUUGGUGUCACAACUUAUUGAGGUUCACGCAUACCUUGCUAGGAUAAAAUAGCCGACCGAGAGGACACGUGUCAUUGAGGUCUUCUGUAGAGUAUAUUAGGGGAUGGCGUUGAAUUGACUCGUUAGUCCG